Messenger RNA from Populus trichocarpa (black cottonwood), 1412 nucleotides. RefSeq lists its product as uncharacterized. The transcript is spliced from 3 exons. The record is from RefSeq and is a predicted model, not a curated record. The coding region runs from base 227 to 1138 and encodes 303 amino acids. NCBI's taxonomy places the organism in Eukaryota, Viridiplantae, Streptophyta, Magnoliopsida, Malpighiales, Salicaceae.
AUGUUUUCCUAUAAAUGGAUGUAACGAUACCUGAAAUCCUCUAAUUUCCCAUAAAUGGCCAUGGACAACUGUGAAAACAGUCUGUACGGACCCAUCCGAAUGUAAUAAAUCCUAAAAUCUCACGUCAAAAUUAUCUUACAUAUCUCUUCGCCCACUCCAUGCACAAUUCAUUCGAUUCUCUAUCUCCCAAGUGUGACAGAAACAAAAACGUACACUUGGUUUUCCAAUGGGGUGUGGUGGAUCAAGGCCUGACAAUAGAGCUGAUGUGUUGCCAGCCAAACUUCGGCCCCUUCUCUGGAAGAGGUAUGAGGAGAUGAAAAGACAGAAAAAUGCACGUAUUGUGAAAGAUUCACCCAACCAUUCUAAGAAAGAACUGCUUAAAGAUGGCGUUUCCGAUGGUGAUAGCUCUCCAAGAGAUAAUGAUCGCAGGAGUAUAUCCUCACAAGAGGAUGAUGUGAAGGUGGCACCGGCCCCAGAAUGUGACGAAACAACGACUGAAAAUGUCAAGAUUGCCAAGGCUGUGGAAUUAAAACCAGAAUUCAACAAACAAUGUGAACAAGCAACAUUGCCUGCAGGCUCUAUAAAUAUAAUAUCAAAUGAAACAAGCACACAAAUGAAGGAGGUAGAAACACCAGUGGCAGGGUCUCAAGGCUUGGCAUCAGCAGCACCAUAUAAUAAUGAAACGAGCGACAAACAAGAUAGCAAACAUGGAGAAGAUGGAGAGCACAAGACCUUGGAGGCAAUGGACACAGCCAUGAAAAAUGUGAAUGGAAUAGAAAUGUGUGGAGAUAAGAAUGAACAGGAUUCGGAACUAGAAGAUGAACUCAGAAGCAUGGAUGAAAGUUGCAUAUGUCCAGGAUCGCCGAGUUUCAGAGUAUAUUUUAUUGAAUCAUCGAAUACAGAUGACGAAGAUAAGGAUGAUGACACAGACAAAAAAUUAUCAAGUGAUCAGGACAGCAGCGAGGUCAUUGAAUCAGUGAAUUCUAAUGAGCUCUCAGGGACCAUCGAAAAGAAGAAAGGAAAGAGAGGGCGAAGAUUCAGGGUCAUUCCUAAGGGAAAGAAUCUGCUUAAAGUUAAAUCAUGCUACUAUCCAACUUGCUCUGGUGGCCAUGAUAAAGCUCGUCUUCUUAGCCAAUAAGAAGUCGAUCGAUUAUGCUAGGAAGAUUGAAGGAAGCCCUGAGAUUUUUUUGGGUGUUCCUUUUCGCCUUCUGUAGUCACAAUCCUGUUCUUCGCAAUGAUAGGAAAUUGCUUCGAUCAUCAAGUGUUUUCAUAUCAACUAGUCAGCCAUGACUGUAUAGGUGUAAAGUAUUGUGUGUUUUUUUUUUUUUGAGAAAUUUGUCAAAGAAACCAUUUUCCUUGCUCCAUCUACCAAUGAUGCAAACAAAUUUCAAUAAAUUUGAUAAUUAUGUCAA